This is a messenger RNA of Cricetulus griseus (Chinese hamster), 1331 nucleotides long. The record is from RefSeq and is a predicted model, not a curated record. Lineage: Eukaryota; Metazoa; Chordata; Mammalia; Rodentia; Cricetidae.
CAUGACUUCUUCCUGAGUCAGGGUCCCUCUCAGGAUGGCGGCCCAGGCUCGGACCCCUCGGUCAAGGUCGCGAAUCUUGGGCUGCUCCUCCAUGAUGCGCUUUCUCCGAAACCUGGUUGGGAGCAAGGGUGUUUCUAACAAGUCCUGGACCAGGAGCCGGCCCAGCCCCUCCCAGGAGCAGGAUGGUGUCUUCCCAAGGAUGGGCCGCAAAGGAGGUCGUGGGAGGAGGGAGCCACAGCUACAGGCCGUGGUCCCCAAGGUCCUCUCUGCAGGCCCCUCAAACCUGCUGCCGCAUGAUGCCUGUGGGCUGGGCACUGGGGACACGGGAUCCCAGACUCUCACCUCCAAGGACGCCCUGAAGCUGAGGUCCCAGGGUGCAGAGGUGUCAUCGGUCCCCACCAGAGAGACCAAGGAGGUUCUGGGUCACCUGUCUGAGAAGAAAGGAAAGGAGGAAGAGCCAGCAGGGGAGGCCUCGGGGGCCUCGGGGGACUCAGACAGGGAACACUUUACCCAGGCCCUGGAGGCAGAACAAGGAUCCCUGCAGUGCGUCCCAGGACCACUGGCCCUCACCCCUGAGGGCUUCGUCAAAGAGGAAGAGGAGGAGCACUGCCUAAUUGAGAUUGGAGACCUCAGAUUGGCCUCUUGCAAGGCGGGGUCCACCCCGUGGAACUAUCUCCUUGGCUUGUACAAGCACCUGCACAAGUCAGCCAUGACCAAGGCUCAGAGACCAGGUGUGCCUCAGCUUCCUCUGAAGGAAGGCUCGCCCCAUGAGGAGAAAGGGGAGAGAGAAGAAGCGGAGGAGGACAGCUUCCUCAAGUUGUGUGCCCCACAUAUCGCCACCUUCCAGUGUCCUCUGCAGAAGACUUUUAGGUCCACAGACACAGUGGGUUUCGUGGAGUCUGAGCUGAAGAAGAUUCUGGCAGUGCGAAGAGAGUCCCGACUCUGGAAGGUGGGCAGCCCAGAAGGCCGGGAGCUUCUGACCAGGCCAGACAUCACGCUGGAGGAGGCCGGCAUGGUGGAUGGCCAGGUAUGCCUGGGUAUCCAUCUGAUCCACUGACUGAUGAAAGCGGGCACCUACUCCUGGAGGAGAUGGACGAGAUGGGGAACUGGCCUCCUCCAGAGUGAGGCCCUCACCGGCAGGAGCCCACUGUGCCCACACCCCUGGGACCCCAGUCCAGCAUGUGUCUCUUCCUGGGACACAUCAAGUCCCUGUGGCCCUGGGCUUUGGGAUGAGUAGCAUCCUGUGUGUGUGUGGUGGGCCUGCCCAGCACUGUCCUGACACAUCAGACGCCUAUAGAUGAUGUUAUUAAUAAAAACUUAGUUUAACCUUA